Messenger RNA from Trametes versicolor FP-101664 SS1, 1767 nucleotides. RefSeq lists its product as uncharacterized. Lineage: Eukaryota; Fungi; Basidiomycota; Agaricomycetes; Polyporales; Polyporaceae. The record is from RefSeq and is a predicted model, not a curated record. The coding region runs from base 1 to 1767 and encodes 588 amino acids. The transcript has 10 exons.
AUGCUGAUCCUCGAGGGCUCGAUCAAGGCGCUGGAACUAGCGAAGCUUGUAACAACGGGCCUUCCAUUCCCGGGGCUGAACGUCAUCCUCGAUAUUGCGCUGAGCAUCGCGAAGAAAGCCAAGCUGGAGGUCGUUCAGGAGAUCGAAGACACUCGAGACGACUGCCGAGCUCUCGCCGAACGUGCCGCAUCCCAUGCGCUGGCAGUAUGCCAGCAGCUAAAGGACGGCAGCGGUGAGACCGCGGAAAAAGAGCACGUCACAGCGUUUCAGCAUAACUUGCAAGACAUUGAGAACUGGAUGGCCCGCCGCCUGCGAACUCUUAGAAAGCGAGAUCGCAUCCUGCUCCCUUUUAGACACGGUAAGGUCGCCAAGGAGGUCAAGACGCUGACUGCGAAGCUCGAAGAGUCCUAUCGCAUCUUCAUGAUCCAGUCUGCGCUCUCCGUCGACCAGAGCAUGAACACCCUCAAGACCGGGAACAUCCGCAUGAUGCGGCACAUCGACGACUCGGCCCGUGUGGGGGAAGUCGUACUGGGAGAGACCAGAGUGAUCCGCACCGGCCUCUCGGCCCUCGCCGAUCGUGUCGGAGGGAACCUGAUAUUCGACGGGACGUUCCGGUACUUCGCCCGCGAGAAUCUCGCGUUCUUGGAGCCCGUUGCAGACUCGUCCUACAAGCCGCAGCAUACGGAUACAACCCCCGGAGACGACCGUGCUCUCGCCCAGGCCACCGCUCCGCCACGGGCCGGCCGUGUCUUCUGCUACCGUGCGGCCGUGAAAGCGGCCGGCGAUCUCACUGGAACCCAGGUAGUGGUGUGUGCAUAUCCCAGUCGCGAUGACCAGCGAUUCGUGGAGCAUCUCAACGCCGCCCAGCAAACACGUAAUCCAUUCGUUCUAUCUGUCCUGGGAUACUCCCGUCCAGGCAAUCCAUGCGAUGCCGCAUACAUCGUGACGGAAGCGGACGAGGGCGAGAUGCGCGUCGAUUUCGAAUUGGGCACGGGCGAGAACCAGACGAGGUGGUCGAGAUACAAGCUCUCCUGCGUGCCCCUGAACACGACGCUCGUCUUUCUGCAACGCAUACAUGCCCUGCGCGAGCUCAGCGACGCUGCUUCACGGAUGGUUCGCUUCUUACCGGAUCCAUCGGUAACGGAAUGCUACGCGCACAUCGGCAUGGCCACACACCGGUUCUAUUACACCGAGACUACUGCCACAAUGAGCACGCACGCCGCUGAGCAGGUAGUCCCACCACUUUGGUUCUUCUUGUUGCAGUCCGGCGGUAGCGAUAGCUAUGCUCACGCCCGCACCACCCCAUGCGGGUUCUGGUCGUCGGAGAAGUACCCUACUUCCGUGCCAGCGGGCAUCAUCUUCGAUCCAACGCCACAGUAUGAGCCCAUUAGGAAAGGCGAGGAAGCGCCACUGUUUACUUCGACACAAGUACUUGGAGACCUCGUUUUCACUACGGAGACAAAGAUGUCCACAACGCUGCUACAGCUCAGCGAGGACGAGCUGUUAACACUGAGAGAGCUCCAAGAGAGCCUCUGUCCGACUAGCAAAGGCAAUGCUAGUGACUCAGACGACUCCGGCGCGGAUCGCUUCGCUACAUACGACAAUAGCGACGAAGAUAACAGUGGAGACGACUACACCGAAUCAAGUGGCAGCAGUAACAGCCCUGCCACAACAGUGGAGUUCGAGCCUACGGACUCGGAUUAUCAGGACACGACGGACUCGGAGUACGAUAGUACGGAAGAGUAUUACAGUGCGGAAGAGUACUAG